Planococcus citri (citrus mealybug) is the source of this 1957-nucleotide messenger RNA. Its product is annotated as zinc finger protein 26-like. Lineage: Eukaryota; Metazoa; Arthropoda; Insecta; Hemiptera; Pseudococcidae. The transcript is spliced from 6 exons. The record is from RefSeq and is a predicted model, not a curated record. Gene Ontology annotation, molecular function: DNA-binding transcription factor activity; RNA polymerase II cis-regulatory region sequence-specific DNA binding. Gene Ontology annotation, biological process: regulation of transcription by RNA polymerase II. The coding region runs from base 299 to 1273 and encodes 324 amino acids.
UCGCCAUCAUGAUUUAAACUGCGCAAUCGCAGUUAACGUUUCAUGUGGUAGGUGGGCGGUGCUCAGGUAACUAAAUGAUCGUGUUUGUAGGUGAGCGAUAGUCGCUUUUAGAAUCAGUUCAUAUCGUGAUAUUAGUUUACCUAUGAUUUUUAAGCAGUAAGGUCGAUUUCGAAAUUAUUUAAGUUAUCAACUGAUUUUUAAAAUUCGUGAUUUCGUCGUGUGAACUGGUUUCAAAAUAGUGCAAAAUGUCAUAGAGGAUAAGCAUGUUAACUAAAUUGAAUUAUUCACAGAUGAAAUAAUGCCUCGCUCACGAACAUUGAAUGCGUUUCAAGAAUCAAAUUCAAUUACGUUAACCGAAAGCAACUUAUCUUUGCAUUCGACGAAAUCAUUUUUGUCAUCAGUGAAUGUAACUGCGACAAAUUCGUGGGCUCAAAAUACGAAUUUCAGAUUACUGCAGAGUCCAACUACGCCUAUUAGUAGUCCUAUGACCUCAGUUACUGAUCCACGUUUUAGAGCUCUUUCAAGCCCUUUUUUCAUUCCUUUAGCUCCAUUUAUAUGGCCUCCCAGUAAUAUGUUAUUUCCAUAUCCUCCUCUGUUUCAAGAUAAUCCAACGGAUAGAUUUAUUACGCAGGAGAAAAAUUUUGGAUUGCCCUUUACCAAAGUGACAAGAAUUACCGAAGAUGAAGAAGAGGAAGAAAGACCACUAAAUCUGAGUAUAAAAAAUAGAAAAACAGCCGAAAUAUGGAAUCCUAUAACUUCAUGCGAAUUAGAAGAAAAAACUUCGCCACAGUUACCAAAUACCGACCCUGCUCAAAGCAAAAAAAAGUAUCAGUGUACUCAGUGUGGGAAAACUUUUAAACGUUCCUCGACUUUAUCAACACAUCUUUUAAUUCAUUCAGACGUACGUCCUUAUCCGUGCGAUUACUGCGGCAAAAGAUUUCAUCAGAAAUCAGACAUGAAAAAACACACGUACAUCCACACAGGUGAAAAACCACACAAAUGUACAGUCUGUGGUAAAGCUUUCAGUCAGUCAUCCAAUUUAAUCACACAUUUAAAAAAGCACACCGGUUAUAGACCAUUCUCAUGUGGCUUAUGUGAAAAAGCUUUCCAAAGGAAAGUAGACUUACGAAAGCACGUCCAAGUUCAGCAUCCAGGACACCCACCUCAACAAUAUCACAUCAGUAGUACGACUUCGGCACCAACUGUGAUUAAUAUCAAUUCGGAGUAUAAUGAAAAACCUCUUCCAAUGGAAUUUACAUCGAUGAAGCCUUGAAAUAAUUUUCAAAAUUUUCUUUUAUUACUCGGGCAUUAUUUAGAAUACUACGAACAACUGAAGAAUAGAAGACUAAAGUGAAAAUAUCCUAUGUUCCUAUUUUUAUUGUUGUAAUUUUUUAUCACUUUCAUUUUUUAUACUUGAGAUUUUUUAAAAAGAAAUAAUUGAGUCAAACUAAGGCAAUAAUAAAUUAAAUACGACCGAAGUUGGCUCUAAAAUUUUCUCAAUUGUUCAUUGUUUCUAUCUAUUUGACUGAGGAUGAUUUAAUUAUAAUAAAUAAUACGAAUAGGUAGGUAUUAAUGAAACAAUUAUUUUGUAAUUUUAUAUAGAUCCUUUUUUUUAUUUUUAUUUUUGUAAGUAUGCACUUGGAUUUGUUCUAUUUUAUGGAAAAUGAAUUAGCUAAUGCGCCAAAGAUUUGUAAUGCACAUUCGAGCUCUCCCAACUCAAAAAAAAAAAAAGAAAUUCUCAAAGAUGCCUCUGUUCUUUCCUUGCUCACAUUACUUGAAAAAAAUAUGCAACCGAGCUAAAUAUAUUUUGCUCAAAUAAACUGAAAAAGUGUACCUACAAUUCAACUAAUGAGGAGGCAGCCUUGACAUUGACUUUUUUCAAGAGUUGGAGAGCAUACGAAGGAACUUUUUUUAAAACAUAUGAAUGUAUAAACGAAAAUAAAAACGUUUUUGAAAA